AGGCGAAGCGCCAGGUUGUGUGAGGGCUUUGUGUGACCUGCUUCCUGUUGCGGUGCAUUGUGGGGCUGAAACACUAGGGACUUCAGGGUGUUUUCCGGUCAGGAAAGAAAGGAGUGUAGGGGCGUGAUCAAUCACCUGUAUAACAAACUUCAAUCGCUUCUGCCAUUUCCUGAGGAAUUUGCUGACGGACAGCGCGGCGCUCCAAUGGGAGCAGGGUCCCAACCAAUCGGGCUGUGGGCGGGUUGUAGCUGAGUUUCAGGUGCGCCGUGACGUCAGAGGCAGGGCGGGGCCGGCAGGAGUUGUUUAUUGUCAGUUUCGUCGAGAGAAGGAAAGAGAAAUGGUGGCGACUGCGAGUAACUCCGGGAGGCCUCAGCUCCUCGCACUUCUCUGCUGCUGCUGUUUGUGGACUGCAGCUCUUGCUGGUGUGACGGCUCCGGAUCCAACUAUCACUGUGAAGGAAGGGGACUCUCCAGACCUGCGAUGCUCUUACACAAGUGACUACAUUAACCCCCGAGUGGAGUGGAAGUUUGUAAACAAAGACCAGGAGACGAGCUUUGUGUUCUACGAUGGAUCCCUGACAGCGUCAUACAAGGACCGUGCUACUUCCUACCCACAAGGCAUCAAGCUGAAUCAGGUCACUCGCAAAGAUGCCGGGGAGUAUUCCUGUGAGGUGACCAGCACUGGGACCAAAGUGUUGUAUGGGGAAGCCAAGAUCCAGCUGCAGGUUAUAGUUGCCCCUGGAACGCCAGUUGCUCAGGUGCCAAGCUCUGCCAGGACGGGCAGUGUAGCCGAGCUUAUGUGUGUAGAGACCCAGGGAUUCCCACUCCCCACCUUCACCUGGUACCACAAUAAUUCCCCAAUGCAAGCAAAGUCCCAGAACUCCACUUACACCAUUGACCCCAAUACUGGAGUGUUGAAAUUUGCUUCUGUCGGCACAUCAGACAGUGGGGAGUAUUACUGCAAGGCUACAAACAGCCAGGGGGAGCAGUCGUCUGCCAUUGUGCGAAUGGAUGUCAAGGAUGUGAAUGUGGGGGGAAUCGUUGCAGCGGUGGUUAUUGUGCUGCUCAUACUCGCACUCCUUGGCUUUGGACUCUGGUUUGCCUAUAGCCGCGGAUACCUGGAUAGAAAAGGAAACAAGAAAGUCAUUUACAGUCAGCCAUCAGAAACUCGCAGUGAUAAGAAUUUCCAGCAGACUUCCUCCUUCCUGGUCUGAUGUGGGGGCCCCGGUGGGAUGGCGCCUCUCUGAGCUGUGGCCCUUAUUGCUGCUGGUCCCUCGGGGGCUCUGUGAGGGUCCCAUUUGCACACAUGCUUUUAUAUGAAUUUCCCAUGGGGUUACUGGAGGGGUCCCUGUCACAGAUGAUUUUACAUUUGCUUUUAUAUCUGUUUUAUUUAUGACUCUCACAUUCUUUGGGGCUUCCCUUCUGUAAUUAAUUGGGGUGCAGCUUGUGUGUUUAUUUGUGUACUCAGAGAAAAUGAAAUUGUGUAAAUGAAUUUAAUAAUGAUUUCCAGACAGACAUGUGACGUGGGCUUGAUUCCCAACUGCCAGAUCAUUCGUAUUCAGCCAUGUUCUGACAGCUAGAGUCCCAUGUACUAAUCUAACACUACCCAGGAGCUGCCAUGUAUAUUGCUUUCAAUUGUAUUGUGUGUGUGUAACACUAUUGUGCCUUUCUAUCAUGGAUUGUAAUUACAGGCCCAGACCACUAGGUGGCAGUCAGCCAUAUACACUAUAUACUCUCUAUAGCUGCAGGCCACACCCCAUAAUGCAAGGCCAGUGCUAGGAUUGGCUGCAGCAUUGUGUGACCCAGAGGUUACCCCUUGCCCUGUGGAACCCCCAAUAGUCUUCCUUAUGUGAUGCUCAGUGGGGGAUAUGGGGGCAUCAGAUUAGAAACCUGCACCCCUAAAUGACCAAAUUCCCCCCACAAAUGUUCAGAUGUGAGACUGACGCCCCCGUCGUACUGUAAGAGAAUAGUCGGCGCUCCUUUGCACUCAGUAUGGCAGCUCCUGCCGUGCUGCAGCUAUUGUGCAACACUUCUACUCCUGUGUAUUUUCUAUGGAUUCUCAUUUCUCUUGAAAUAAAUGUUUUCUUAAUAAGAA
Molecule: messenger RNA, 2094 nt
Organism: Xenopus laevis (African clawed frog)
Lineage: Eukaryota; Metazoa; Chordata; Amphibia; Anura; Pipidae
Gene: f11r.L
Product: F11 receptor L homeolog
Exons: 10
Coding region: 338-1213 (291 amino acids)
Biological process (GO): cell adhesion; regulation of membrane permeability; establishment of endothelial intestinal barrier
Cellular component (GO): bicellular tight junction; plasma membrane
Source: RefSeq, a predicted model, not a curated record